Molecule: messenger RNA, 231 nt
Organism: Rotaria sp. Silwood2
Lineage: Eukaryota; Metazoa; Rotifera; Eurotatoria; Philodinida; Philodinidae
Source: the annotation of a GenBank genome assembly
AUGAUAACUAAUGAAAUCCUAAUCGAAUUAAAUAAUUUCAAAUUAAAGUCAACUGGAGAAGGUGAUAGUACAUUACAAAUAAAUUCAUCAACACAAGUUGUUGUUAAACAAAAAGAUAGUGGUGUUGAUGCAUUCGAUAUCUUGGCAGAAGUCAUUCAAGAAAACAAACCAAGAAUCAUAUCUGAACAAGAACCAGAAGUUUUAAAAAUUAAGGAUUACUUGAAAGAAUAA